Messenger RNA from Triplophysa dalaica, 4508 nucleotides. RefSeq names its product heat shock protein 12B (gene hspa12b). NCBI's taxonomy places the organism in Eukaryota, Metazoa, Chordata, Actinopteri, Cypriniformes, Nemacheilidae. The record is from RefSeq and is a predicted model, not a curated record. The transcript has 12 exons. Bases 345 to 2465 code for a protein of 706 amino acids.
UCAUUACAGAAACCUGCACAUCCAGCCCCUGUCCAUGUGCACGAUUGCCUCUCUCAACCAUUCCUCCCUAACAUUCCAAAAAAGAUGAGGGAUUGACUGCUUGACUAUGGACACAGAGAAAGUUAAAGGAAUACAUUUUAUCUGAAACACUUUGGAUCAAUCCUUCAGAACUUUUCUUGAUUGAAAGUUCUUUACAAAGGCAUCAUUACAAGUCUGUGUUUACUGCAACGGCUGGAUCUGAUUUUCCUUUUGGGACUGUGGACUUUGAUCAGCGAAUAAACAACCCUGAACAUUAAAACAUUGUUUCCUGUUUAAACGGGCUGUGAAAGCCCUGUCAAAUCACAAUGGCCACCCUCCUGCAUCUUAAUGCCAAUGAUCUACAAAUCAAAGGUGAAGAUAGAUCAACAUCCACAUCUCCCUCUGGUUCCCCUUCUCCUUCCAGGAAUGAGUGCAGUAUCGCACCUUUAACUCCCUCCCCAUCUCCGAGGACUGAAGUGAGACCAGGCGUGGCUCGUCCAUUCUCUGUAGUUGUUGCAAUAGAUUUUGGGACCACCUCCAGUGGGUAUGCCUUCAGUUUCACAGAGGAUCCUGAGACCAUUCACAUGAUGAGACGAUGGGAGGGAGGGGACCCUGGAGUAGCCAAUCAGAAAAGUCCAACAUGUCUGCUGCUGACCCCUGACCUCCGGUUCCACAGUUUUGGCUUUGCAGCCCGAGACAGCUACCACGACCUCGACCCCGAGGAAGCCAAGCACUGGCUCUACUUUGACAAAUUCAAAAUGAAAAUCCACAGCACCAGUGAUCUCACUAUGGAGACAGAGCUGGUUUCUGUUAGUGGAAGAAGAGUUCGAGCCAUUGAGGUGUUCGCUCAUGCUUUGAAAUUCUUCAGAGAACAUGCUUUAAAGGAGGUGAAGGACCAGUCAUCUUCAGUGCUGGAAGGUAAUGAAGUACGAUGGGUCAUCACAGUUCCUGCUGUGUGGAGGCAACCGGCCAAGCAGUUCAUGCGAGAAGCCGCAUAUCUGGCAGGUCUGGCCACUUCAGAGUCUCCCGAACAGCUUCUCAUAGCCCUUGAACCAGAGGCUGCCUCCAUCUACUGCAGGAAGCUUCGUCUACACCAGGUCAUUGACCUCAGUCUACGGCCAAUGACUAAUGGUCUCGAUCUAGAUGGGUCCCGCCCCUUCGAUUCUAGUUUCAGACAAGCUCGCGAACAGCUCCGCAGGUCCAGGCAUAGCCGAACCUUUCUGGUGGAGAGUGGUACUGGAGAGUUGUGGUCUGAGAUGCAGACGGGUGAUCGGUAUAUUGUGGUAGACUGUGGCGGUGGGACAGUGGAUCUUACUGUGCAUCAGAUCGAGCAGCCGCAGGGCAGUUUGAAGGAGCUUUACAAAGCCUCGGGGGGUCCUUAUGGAGCAGUUGGUGUCGAUCUUGCUUUUGAGGCCAUGUUAUGCCGGAUCUUUGGUACUGACUUCAUUGAGAGUUUCAAAGCGAAACGUCCAGCAGCUUGGGUGGACCUCACAAUUGCGUUUGAAGCACGCAAGCGCACUGCAGCUCCUGGCCGGGCCAACUCCUUAAACAUCUUGCUGCCCUUCUCCUUUAUUGACUUUUAUAAACGACAGCGGGGGCAGAGUGUGGAGACCGCCCUGCGCAAAAGCAAUAUGAAUUUCAUAAAGUGGUCAUCUCAAGGGAUGCUGAGACUGUCAGCAGAGGCAUUGAAUGAACUCUUUCAGCCGACCAUCAACAAUAUCAUCAAACAUAUUGGUAAGAUUGUUAACAGUGAUAUAAAGCCAAGGAUUAUUGAUUCAUUUUCUGACAUUUUAUCGACAGAGGAAUUGAUGCAGAAGGAAGAGGUAAAAGGCGUGCGCUUUCUCUUCUUGGUCGGCGGAUUCGCAGAGUCGCCCAUGCUUCAGCGAGCGGCCCAGAAUGCACUGGGGCGAACCUGCCGCAUCAUAAUUCCACACGAUGUGGGUCUUACCAUCCUGAAGGGUGCCGUCUUGUUUGGUCUAGACCCCACCGUAGUCCGUGUACGCCGUUGUCCGUUAACUUACGGCGUUGGUGUUUUAAACCGUUUCGUUGAACGCCGACACCCCCGUGAUAAGCUACUCAUCAAAGAAGGCCGAGAAUGGUGCACUGACAUCCUAGACCGCUUCGUGAGCGUCGAUCAGUCGGUGGCUUUGGGUGAGAUGGUGAGGCGGAGCUACACUCCAGCAAGAGUGGGACAGAGGAAGAUUAUCAUCAACAUCUACUGCAGCGACACUGACGAUGUUAUCUACAUUACUGACCCUGGGGUGAGGAAGUGUGGUGCCAUAACUCUAGAUCUCCUCGAGGGGGCGACAGCAGCUUGCGUUGGUGAUAAAGAACGCAGAGAGAUUCGUGCCACCAUGCAGUUUGGAGAUACGGAAAUUAAAGUGACAGCUGUUGAUGUGUCCACUGGGCAACUGGUGAGGGCGUCGAUUGACUUUCUGUCCAAUUGAACCUGUUGAGCUGAGCUGUUUGUGGAGAACUGUGUAAAAUGUAAUAUCACAUUCAUAAUGACUCAUUAACUGGAAGGUUACUGAAAUUUCCUAUUGUUUUUAAGCAAGGUGCCAACUUUCUCCAUGAGAACUGUCUUUGUAUUGAAUUGCUAUGGAUAAGAGUAAAAAUGAUUAGCAAUGCAGGUUACAGGUUAAAUUGCCUAAAGGGAUUUUGGAAAUAUUAUCAUAUUAGAUGUACAUGUCUGGGCUUUCAAUUACUAGAAAAAAAUGUGAACUUUUGAAUCAAACAUUUUUACGUAGAGCAAUUCUAUCAAACUCUACCCACAAAACCUACAUCACAACGGGAGGUCUAGCUGCAGCCGAUGGGGCGAGUGGAGGUCCACUCUUGAACAGGAAAUAUGUCACCUCCACUCAAUAAUAAAGGUGGUGUAAAAUGGGGUCACUGAGCUCUCCGAAGUUCAAACUUUAACUCGUAGGCUUAAUUUUAUCUCAGUAUCCCUACACUACUUGCAGACUGAUGCUGUCUUAACGUGCAAUGCAAGCACAACGCAUAUGGCUACGGUGAAAUUAUUCAAAAAUGAUGAAUAAACACAAUGUAUUUAUAUAUUUUAAACCAUUAAAAUAUUGAUGUCUCGCGAAUGUUAGCUGAUGUUGCAUGAAUUUCUUUAAAAUUCAGGUUUAGAAAAUCUGCUUUUUUAUAAAAUCCACCAAAGUCCUGAAAACCCUGAUGUUACACACCCCAUUACCAUUGGUGCCGAUAUACACCUAAACAUGUUGGUUGCGAGCCAUUAAAAGGAUAGAAGAAGACGUCUGUUGAUCGCUAUUUACUGUUACUUGCAGUUGAUGUGUUUUGUAAAUAUAGUUUGUGUUUUUUACUCAACACAAUUAAAACUUAAUUUGUGGAAAUUAUUCAACAUUUACUGUGGUUGAUUUCUAAGUUAUUUUGCUUUAAAUAUAAAAUUCCUAAAUUAUUUGUGUUCACAUUUUUCAUUUUUAUGAAUUUGAUGUUUCAUUUAUUGUUCACUGGUAACUAUUAUAAUGUUUAAUUUCUAAAUAGAAACCUGGAAGCAAUGUCUAGAUUUAAUAACAUUUAAACAAUAAUUUUGCAGAAUUAAAACAUUACAAGUAUUUCUUGACAUAAAAACAGCGCCAUUUCAUAAAUGACUUUCGCGUUAAGGUCAGAAUUAGGUGAAGUAUAUCCGCUCGAGCUUCGAGUGGAGGUGACGUACUCGUCCCAUAGGCUGCAGCCAGCCCCUAUUGGAAGAAGUCCCCACCAAAAAGCCUCACAGAUUUAAGGCGUAUGUAACUUAAGAGAUGGAGUAAAUACAUAAACUGUAACACUUUGCUGUAGCUCUGCAUUUCGAUUUGUUUGUAGACACUGAAUUAUUUUUUUCUGGUGAUGAAUGCCCCACAUGCGGUUAGUAAACGUUAGGUUAACGUUACAUUAUACAAAAUAUUAGUUUCCAACUUUAUACACAGUUGUCUUUAAUCAGAUUUCUUAAAAAAGCCAUUAUUCUUGUAAACAUUAUUCUACAACUAAAGAUUUAUCUAAAGAAUGGGAAGGUUGUUAUGCCACCUGGUGGUAUAUUAAGGAGUGAUAAGUUGGAAUAUAUCUAGUUAAAGAUAAACAGAAAAAUGCUUCGAUUAACUUUCUUGUUUUCUCGCAGGUACAUGACAAGUAUUUACGUGGUGAAAUGUUCUGUAAGAAUGUUUUUAAAAGUUUGGCGUGUUUUUUUAAAUUGUGGUCUUACCAGCUACACGCCAGUUUUAUCCAUUUUAGUUUGUUAAAAAAAAUGUUUUCAGUUUUCUUGCAUUUAGAUUCUCAUGUUAACUCUACCUCCUAAAACCUAACUUAUUUUGGCUUUAAUUUCAAAUCUGUCUGUUGUAUAUUUUAUAUAGAAAUUUUUUUUUUCUCCGAAAAAUCACAAGUCAUUCCAUUAUUUUGGCAUUAGGGAAGGGGUAAAUGAUAUAUCUCACAGUAAUCUAAUAAUUUCUCAAAAUAUAUACUUAACAUACUACGAUAUUGUAUACCAAUCCAUGUGG